Purpureocillium lilacinum is the source of this 810-nucleotide messenger RNA. The record is from RefSeq and is a predicted model, not a curated record. Lineage: Eukaryota; Fungi; Ascomycota; Sordariomycetes; Hypocreales; Ophiocordycipitaceae.
AUGGGUGAUCCCGCAUCCCGCAUCCCGCAUCGGCCGCGAACCUGUCGCCGUGAAGCGGUCGCUCGCGAAAUCGAACGUGUUGGGCCACACGUACGCCGGCGUGUCGGCUGCUUCACCGUUCAGUUGCUUUACGGACGGUCGGCUGAACAUCCUGAUAGAUGCCGUGCGAUGCUCGUUGGUACAUGUCUGGAGCUCAACGGUUCGCGUUCACCCGUUGUGCGCUCCUGGUGCGACGAGAUGAGUAAAAAGAAACGUCCCGUUGGCUCGGUGGACGCGGCACGGCUCGGCUUCGUCCCGUCUUCUGCGCAAACAAAUGUCCCUGCCUCGCCCACGGUUGCUCCUGUACAACGGGGCCCGUCGUCUCUUUGGCAAUACGCAGUACUUCGUACGGGUACUUCGCUCGCACGAGCUCACGACCGUGAAGCCGUGCGUCCCGCCAGCAUCUGGCGACCCCAUGUUCGAUGCAACGCUGCUGCGCAGCGCCUUUCGGGGCCCUGGCCCUCCGACACAAAACAACUCAAUCUCGUCUCAUCGUCGCGUCGCACAACGGCUAUUUGUGAUACCUAUCCGACAGGGUGUACCCGGUAUGUCGCCUGCCCGGCACAUCGGUCAGUUGGUGCAAAGGUGCUCGUACAGGAGCUUUUAAGCGCCCAAAGCCUUGGCAGUCCUCUCCACGACCGCGCUGUCGUCUGGUCUGUCACCAACACGCCUGCUACGGGAUCAGCGCUCUCCCCCUCCUCUGACUUGGCUAAUAUGUCCGUGACGAACCUCAUUGGCGGCUGUUUCGCAGAUAUUGCGGGCCUUUGGUGA